This is a messenger RNA of Alternaria alternata, 334 nucleotides long. RefSeq lists its product as hypothetical. NCBI's taxonomy places the organism in Eukaryota, Fungi, Ascomycota, Dothideomycetes, Pleosporales, Pleosporaceae. The record is from RefSeq and is a predicted model, not a curated record. The transcript has a single exon. The coding region runs from base 40 to 300 and encodes 86 amino acids.
CCGAAACAAGUUCAACAGCAUCCAUUGGACCACAAGACGAUGUCUAUUGUUCCUUUGAUCCUGCUCUCCACUUCCAAGAUCGUCGCACACAGCGCCCGUAACAUACCAAGGAACCUCGCAUUUAGCGCCCAGCAACACCGCCUUCUAGUCGAGAUGACUGUAUCUCAAAUCUGGUCAAAAACGAUGGAAUGUGAUCUAUCCCAUCGCCUGGACCGAUUCUUUCCACCUGCGUUUGAGAACCUCAUCCUUCACGCGGCGAAGCAGAUGAGACUCUAUUUCGAGCUCAUGGAUUUUCCAUAAUCAACAAGCAUAAACACAUAUACCGUGUUAUGAA